Molecule: messenger RNA, 1476 nt
Organism: Miscanthus lutarioriparius
Lineage: Eukaryota; Viridiplantae; Streptophyta; Magnoliopsida; Poales; Poaceae
Source: the annotation of a GenBank genome assembly
AUGCGGACUCUGGCCACGAGCCAGCGGCAGAGGCCGCGGGUGGCGGCGAACGCGUGGCUCCGGACACGAGACUGCGGUGGAACCUCACAGGAAGCCGUAGGUGGCGGCGGCCGCACAGGCUUGGAUCCGGAGACGCAUUACAAGAGGACGUCUCCGCAUCGCCCCUGGAGAUCCCGCCAUCGAGGGCUCACCCUGACUGGACGUGGAGAGGCUUGCCUGAGGGAGAUCCAUGCUUCUAUCCUAAGGAAGCAUUUACAUCGACUGGAGCAUCCUGGUGUUGUUGAACAGGAUGUGGAAUCUGAGAAAGAAGAUGAUAAUAAACUGGAGGAUGAGAUGCAUGAGGAUGAAGAUGAUAAGCGAUAUUCGCCUGAGCCUAUACCUCAACACACAGAAAACCAAUUUGAAGAGGAAGAUGGAUCCUUCUCUCCACAGCUAAUGCAUGGCAAUGAAGAUGAAGAUGCAAUUGAUCCUGAAGAGGACAAAGCUGAGCUGGACCGAAAACGUGAAGCUGUAGUUUUGGAGCAUCAAAGGAAAGUUCAGGAAGCCAUGAAAGCAAAGGCAAGAGUAACUGAUGAAGUAUUUGGUGCCGGUGCUAAAGUGAACCUUGAUUCACAGUUUAAUAUAGGGGUAAUGCCAUAUUUGAGUUCGAUACCAUGGGUGGUAACAAGUUUUACACACAAGAAGCGUGAUUUAGCAACUUUGGUGCAUCCUACCGCAUAUGAACUCAGCUGGUUUCUGAAGGCAUAUGCUUGUUCAAUAUGCUCGCAGGUGUACUGGUGGCAUGACAAGUAUGGACCAAGAAAGCCCAAGUACUUCAAUCGGGUGCACACUGGAUAUGAAUGGAAUAAAUACAACCAGACUCAUUAUGACCAUGAUAACCCACCACCUAAAAUUGUUCAAGGCUACAAGUUCAAUAUAUUUUACCCUGAUCUUGUGGAUAAAUCAAAAGCACCAUCGUACAGCUACAUUGGUGAGUUCGAAUAUGUGGAUGACCACCGUGCGGGGAAGAUUGUGGUGGAACUGAAUGGAAGACUAAACAAAUGUGGUGUUAUUAGCCCUCGCUUUGAUGUUGGCGUAAAGGAGAUCGAAGAAUGGACUGCGAGGCUGCUCCCAUCUCGUCAGCACAGGAUAUUGCCAGAGAUGAAAGAUGGUCACUGCCUGCCUGUCAUUACUUUUGCACUUGUAGAUUUUAAAUAUGAUGGCAACUGCUUUCAGAAAUCUAAGCAUUUGGUGAAGCGUGUUGAUCCAGAAAUGGAUGGAUACCCUCAGGAACAAUCCCAUUUAACAAACAAAUGGUUCAGCUCAAAGUCAUCAAAGAAGAUACAUCUGACUGCUGUUACUUCUGUCAUUGAUGGCUUGAAAAAACUUUAUAUCGAAAAGUUAAAGCCUUUGGAAGUUACAUACAAGUUCAAUGAUUUCGUCUCUCCUUUGCUGGUAGAGAUGGAGUGCAAGGUGAAGCAGUUUACAAUUGGUUGA